AUGCUUUUGCUGCUAGCUAUUAAAGGAGUAAAAGCAGGUUUCUAUAUAUUUAGUAUUUGGGUUAUCAACGAUUAUAUAAAAACAUUGUCCAAGAUUUUGAUUCAUGAUCCUAGACCUCAUAUGGUUGAUGAUAGGAUUAAUGCAUUGAGUUGUUCAUAUGAAUAUGGAACUCCAAGUGGGCAUGCUUGCAAUUCAACAUUUAUUUUUGUACUGCUGUUUUUAGAAUACAACUAUCCGUUUGGAUAAGAAAAGCAAAAGAGUUUUGCUAAAUAUCUAAUUAGUUUGAUUUUAGGAGUAUCAUUCAUAUUUAUCAUGUGCUAUGAUAGAGUUUAUGUUGGAGUGCAUACUAUAGAUCAAUUAAUUCUAGGAAUAGCAAUAGGUUUAUGGGUACCUUUGUGGUUUCAUUGCUGCUACAGGAACUCAAUAUACAAAUAUCUUGAAUCGAUUCAAAAUACUGGAAAUAGAUAAUUCUUUAUAAAGGUACUCAUGGCAUCAUUGAUUUUCAUAGUUAUUAUUCUUGCUCCAUAAGUAUUAGCUUUUGUUUAUACAGAUUAGACAUUCUCUCCACCAUAAAUUUGGAAAGAAAGACUCAACAGAAAUUGUAUUUAACCUCCUCUCUUUAACACCUUUCAUUACUCUGGGAUUUACUAUGCAGGCAGUAAUGGUGUGAUACUAGGUGCAUUUAUUGGUUUAUUGAUUCAUGGUAGAAGUGUCCAUAUAAAAGCAAAGACCUAUAGUAUUUUACAAGUUAUUAUAAAAUAUGUAACUCUUAUUGUAAUCUUGGCAUUAUGCAAAGCGAUUGAUAGUCUUGUGCCAUUCGAUUUGCCUAGUAUAUAUUUGGUACUUGUGUUAAAAGGAUUUAUUCCAUCAUUUCUACCAGGCCUAUUAAGCUUCUCAAUCCCAGAUAUAUUGCUUGAUAGAAUAAUCUUAAAAAUGAAUAAGUUAUCAUAAGUAAGCGAGCCAUUAAUAGAGGAGAAAUCUUGA
Molecule: messenger RNA, 984 nt
Organism: Stylonychia lemnae
Lineage: Eukaryota; Ciliophora; Spirotrichea; Sporadotrichida; Oxytrichidae
Source: the annotation of a GenBank genome assembly